This is a messenger RNA of Cylicostephanus goldi, 305 nucleotides long. The record is from the annotation of a GenBank genome assembly. NCBI's taxonomy places the organism in Eukaryota, Metazoa, Nematoda, Chromadorea, Rhabditida, Strongylidae.
AUGCCUACUAAGCCUGUGGCCAUUGAAAAUGAGACGCAUCAAGAGCUUUUAAGGAAGAUGAUGAUGCUUUUGCGAGAAAAUGCGGCGAAAGCCAACGAUAGUUCGUCUGCUAAAUCUCCUACCACCAUGAUCACAAAAAAUCCUAUUAAAGCACAAGGUCUAGCAGAAUAUUCCAUUUCCACUCUAUCUGGAACUGCCGCUGAGUCCAUCCAGUCACCUGGAAAAGAUUCAGUGAGCACCCCUCCGCCAUCUUCUACAAAUGACUACAGCCAACCUAAUACGUCCACUGUUUCAGUAAGUUGAAG